Prunus armeniaca (apricot) is the source of this 1284-nucleotide messenger RNA. The record is from the annotation of a GenBank genome assembly. NCBI's taxonomy places the organism in Eukaryota, Viridiplantae, Streptophyta, Magnoliopsida, Rosales, Rosaceae.
AUGAAAACUUUCCUCUUCUCUCUCCUAAAACCCCACACCACGUCUGAACCCACCAAGCUUCUUCUACAUCACCACCACCAAUGGCGCGGCAUAGCCAAGGUCCGCCUGAAAUGGGUCAAGAAUCGGAGCUUAGACCACAUUAUCGACACCGAGACCGAUCUCAAAGCUGCUUGCCUCCUCAAAGACGCCAUCAAGCGAUCGCCAACUGGCUUCCUUACCGCCAAGUCCUUCGCCGAUUGGCAAAAGCUUCUCGGCCUAACUGUCCCAGUUCUUCGCUUCAUGCGCAGGUACCCUACUCUUUUUCAAGAAUUUCCACAUGCCCGCUAUGCCAAUUUGCCCUGUUUUAAGUUAACAGACACUGCACUAUUGUUAGACUCACAAGAACAGAGUAUACACCAAACCCAUGAGAGUGAUACUGUGGAGAGGCUUUGUAGAGUACUUAUGAUGACAAAAAGUAAAACUAUACCGCUCCAAUCUUUGUAUCCCUUGAAAUGGGAUCUGGGUUUGCCUGAUGGUUUUGAGAAAGUGUUGGUUCCAAAAUACCCAGAUUGUUUUAGAAUCAUUAAGGCCUCAAAUGGGAUUGGUUGCUUGAAGGUCAUACAAUGGCCCAAGGAGUAUGCGGUGUCGGAAUUGCAGAGGAGUAAAGAGGGUGGCGAUUUAGGGGAUGAGUAUAGACAAUUCAAGAGGGGGCAGACUGUGUUGGCAUUCCCGAUGAAUUUUCCGAAGGGUUAUGGAGGGCAGAAGAAGGUUAGGGUAUGGAUGGAGGAGUUUCAGAAGUUACCAUACAUUUCGCCAUAUGAGGAUUCCAGGCAUAUUGAUCCUAAUAGUGAUCUUAUGGAGAAAAGGGUUGUUGGAGUUUUGCAUGAGUUAUUGAGCCUGACUCUUCAUAAGAAGACCAAGAGGAACUACUUGAGAAGCUUGAGAGAGGAACUAAAUCUUCCUCAUAAAUUUACGAGAAUUUUCACAAGGUAUCCGGGGAUUUUCUACCUCUCAUUGAAGUGUAAAACAACCACUGUUGCUCUCAGGGAAGGGUACCAGAGAGGGAAAUUAGUGAAUCGGCAUCCCCUCACAUGCGUGAGAGAGAAGUUUUAUCAUGUCAUGAGAACAGGGCUUCUUUAUCGCAGUAAAGGUGUGCACUUGCUAUCCCCACAAGAGAUUUUACUUAACAGUGUGGAGAGUGAAAGUGGGGCGGAAGAAUCUGAAGAGGACGAGGUUGGAACAGGUGAUGAAUGCUAUGAGGAUGAAAUGUCAAAUUUGGAUUCAGAAGGGUCUGAUGAAGAUUAA